AGAUUAAAAAGUAUAUNUUCCAAUAUCCACCCAUUUAUUAACAGAAAAAUAGAAAUAACACGUAACCCAAUUACAGAGAUGGCGAACGACAACCGGGUCGGAGAAAUCGAGGAAGAGGCGGCGGUGCCGUUGUUGCAGAAGACCUCCGAGUCCGACCCGAUUCAGCCGAGGACCCGAUCCGUUACCACGAAGGUUCCGGAGGCUGAGGUGCACGUGUACAAGCAAGGGAAGGGCCCGAUCGACGUCAUCAAAACGGGCCUAGCAGGGUGGGACCAGGACCAGCUCGAGGUGCGCGAGAUCCUGGACAAGUAUGGAUUUAAAUCGAUCUACGCGUUCACGCCCGGAUCGGGUCGGGGCGUGCCGAUCCGGUUCAACCCGAGGAAUGGCCGGUCGUUGCUCACGUACAGGGACGGUGCCGUUAUUUAUGUUGAUGGCGAGCCCAAGGACUCGAUGCUGAAGCCCAUUACUAAGAUAUUACUAGGGGUAGCACUAAUAACCUUCAUGAUUGUUAUGGUUCUCAAAGAGACUCCGGAAUGGGCCAAAACGUUCAACUUCUCAGGUGGUCGCAUUCCUCCGUGGGUUUUAGCUUGUGCCGUUAUUCUUUUCACACGAAUGAGGAAGAGAACUAAGAAUUUUCUAGAAAAAUACCUUUGAGUCUUAAGACUCUUCCAACAAAUUGUUGAAGGUUUCUAAAAUUACAAGUGCUCUUCAUAUCCUUGCUACUUUUGUUCCAUAACUCAUUCACACACGUGAAAUUAUUGUUUUCGUUGUAUGGUUUUGAUCUUUGGCCACAUUAGAAAUGUGUUCUGGCUUCACCGAUUUUGUUUUGAC
This is a messenger RNA of Striga asiatica, 831 nucleotides long. NCBI's taxonomy places the organism in Eukaryota, Viridiplantae, Streptophyta, Magnoliopsida, Lamiales, Orobanchaceae. The record is from the annotation of a GenBank genome assembly.